UAGCAGAGCGGGGAUUUUAAAUGACCCGCGUUGACGGCCCCUUUUAACGACUGCUGGCGGGUUAUAAGACAAGGCGCAAAAUUACUGGCGCCAGCUCAGAGCGAGCGGACUGCGGAACACAUCACAGCUUAGCCAUAUGCUCCCUGCUUACAGACUCUUUGACCAGUUUUUCUAAAUAAUGCCUUGUGUCACACCAUCCUAACUUUUGCAUUUGAGGAUAUCCGUGGAGAGAACGCAUUUUCAGAGAGCAUCAUAUUAAGGCUCUCGACACUCAACAAGGUCACACGCGUGGAUACCAUGCCAAGUAAGAAAGUGCUACGAACAGAGCAGAUUAACACUACAGAUGUAGCUCCUAAAACCAAUUCUGUGCGUCCCAGGAAGAGGAAAGCAGACGUGGCUAUUCAUUUACACGAUCUAGAUGAGGAAAUCACAGAGAUGACCAGAAAGAAACCAUGUGCAUCCCAGGCCUGCUGGAAUCCUGACACUGGUUACACAAGCCCAUGCAGGCGGAUCCCCACACCUGAUGAAGUCGAGGAACCGGUUGCUGUUGGCAGCAUGGGAUUCACACAGUACGCCACAGAAAGCAUUUUCAUCACCCCCACGCGCUCUACCCCUCUGCCGGCCCUCUGCUGGGCAAGCAAAGAUGAUGUGUGGAACAACCUGCUUCGAAAAGACAAACUUUACUUGCGAGAUAUGCACGUUAUGGAGAGACAUCCAAAUCUCCAACCCAAAAUGAGAGCGAUUCUGCUGGAUUGGCUAAUGGAGGUUUGUGAGGUGUACAAGUUACACAGAGAAACGUUUUACUUGGGUCAGGACUACUUCGAUCGCUUCAUGGCCACACAAGAGAAUGUUCUUAAAACAACACUACAGCUUGUAGGCAUCUCAUGUCUCUUCAUAGCUGCCAAAAUGGAGGAAAUUUACCCUCCUAAGGUGCAUCAGUUUGCUUAUGUCACUGAUGGGGCGUGCUCCGAGGAUGACAUUCUUAGCAUGGAAAUUAUCAUCAUGAAGGAGUUGAAUUGGAAUUUGAGUCCUUUAACCCCAGUGGCUUGGCUCAACAUCUACAUGCAGAUGGCCUAUCUAAAGGAGACUGCUGAAGUUCUCAUAGCCCAGUACCCACAGGCUACAUUUGCGCAGAUUGCAGAGCUCUUGGAUCUGUGUGUACUGGAUGCAAGAAGUCUGGAGUUCUCUUACAGCCUCCUCGCAGCUUCUGCACUCUUCCACUUCUCUUCUCUAGAGCUAGUGAUGAAAGUUUCAGGGCUGAAGUGGUGUGAUUUGGAGGAGUGUGUGAGAUGGAUGGUCCCUUUCGCCAUGUCUAUUCGUGAAGCAGGCAGCUCAGCCCUCAAGACCUUCAAAGGAAUAGCAGCAGAUGACAUGCACAAUAUCCAGACGCAUGUGGCUUACUUGGAAUGGCUGGGGAAGGCGCACUCAUAUCAGCUAGUGGACAUCGAGAGCAGUCAGAGGUCUCCGAUUCCCUCUGGAGUGCUCACACCACCACACAGCAGCGAGAAGCCCGAGAACACCGUCUCCUGACUUCCUUUAUGUAUGGAAUAGGACACAGCCCUGACUGAGUUGAAGUGAAAAUCAACAAAUGAAUGGCAUUACAGGACAAAUCCAGCUAUCAGUUCACAUGCAUUGGCAUAAGACUCAAAAGACCAAAAAUGUCUAAUGCUUUUUUUUUU
Messenger RNA from Rhinichthys klamathensis goyatoka, 1679 nucleotides. It is a transcript of the gene ccne1, whose product is annotated as cyclin E1. Gene Ontology annotation, molecular function: cyclin-dependent protein serine/threonine kinase regulator activity. Lineage: Eukaryota; Metazoa; Chordata; Actinopteri; Cypriniformes; Leuciscidae. Gene Ontology annotation, cellular component: nucleus; cyclin E1-CDK2 complex; cytoplasm. The record is from RefSeq and is a predicted model, not a curated record. Bases 298 to 1530 code for a protein of 410 amino acids. Gene Ontology annotation, biological process: regulation of cyclin-dependent protein serine/threonine kinase activity; G1/S transition of mitotic cell cycle. The transcript is spliced from 12 exons.